Molecule: messenger RNA, 1801 nt
Organism: Morone saxatilis (striped sea-bass)
Lineage: Eukaryota; Metazoa; Chordata; Actinopteri; Moronidae
Exons: 3
Coding region: 1-864 (287 amino acids)
Source: RefSeq, a predicted model, not a curated record
AUGUGUGAGAUCACCACCUUCACUGUGCAGAAGAUGGACUCAAAAGCCAACAAUUACAUCAAGGAGAGCUGCCAACUCUGCAAUGCCCCAAAUCCGAGCCUGCAGCACAUCCUGUCAAGCUGCAAAACAGCACUGACCCAGGGUCGGUACAGGUGGCGCCAUGACCGAGUCCUGCGGAAGCUGGCGGAGAUCCUGGAGGUGCGCAGGGCGGAAACAGCCAGGGAGCGCCUAUCACAGACAUCAAGGCGGCCAAUCCAUUUCGUCAGAGAGGGAGGAGGGGCCCCUAUACAUCAACGCAGCCCACAAGAUCCAGCCCUGUCUAGGCAGUUUGAGUGGAUCCUGAGAGUGGACCUCGAUCGGCAGCUCAGGUUUCCAACAGAGAUCACCACAACCAACCUUCGACCGGACAUCAUUCUCUGGUCUGCCACAGCCCAGACGACAGUAAUCUUGGCAGAGCUCACUGUCCCGUGGGAGGGAGGAAUGGGGGCAGCCUUUGAGAGGAAAAAAGACCGGUACCUCGACCUCACAGCCGAAUGCAGAGAGGCUGGGUGGGCAGCUGUCAGCUACCCGGUGGAAGUCGGCUGUAGGGGGUUUGUGGGAGCAUCCACCCAGCGCUUCCUGAAGAACAUGGGAGUCACAGGCCCCAAACUCAGAAAGGCUCUGAAAGACCUGGCCGAGGAGGCUGAGCAGGGAAGCUUCUGGCUUUGGUUAAGAAGGAAGGACCAGGUGUGGGGAAAGCAAGGAAACAUCAAUGAAGGGUGGCUCCCGGCUGAUGACCCUGCAGCUACCCGCAAUGGCACCGUCGGAGGUGCGGCAAGCAGAAAUGCUCAGCAGGCAGUCACUUGCCUGUGCUACCAUCAUUGACAAAAACAAACAACAGAUAGGGUCGACAUAGGUAAGAUGAAAUGCUUGACAUUGUAUAAAAAGGGAAUAAAAGGAGGCUGAGUUACAUUGAUGCUGAGGUGUUUUUAAGUGGAUUUGGUCUUCUAAUCAUUCAUAAUGGACAAUAGUCCAUUCUGUUGGCCUUUCCAUGACAAAAGUCAUUUGUUCUAUAACAUACAUUUCCUGAACUAUUUCUAUCCAUUCAAGGACUGUUGGACUUGUUGUUUGCUACCUGCUAGUAGUAUUUGUAGUAGUUUCCCAAACUGGUCUGAUCUCUGUUACCAACCUACCAUGUAAGAAAAAAUAUUACGGCACGCCCAAAACAAUAUGAACAUGAGCAGCAGACAUAUUACCACACAUUCUGCGUCACUUACCAUGUUCAAGUUUGUUGCUUUGUGACCUUUUUAUUUUUAGGCCUAAACCUUAAAAUCUUUUUCCAGGUGAAUUCCCUUCACAGGUCUGAGCUUGAGGUUGUAGACUGUAGUGUCCUCCAGAUGUUUAACCAUCUUCAGUUUAUUUUAUGUUGGCUUCUUUUUCCCACCUUUUUUUUGUAAAAUGUGGAAAGACCCCUUUCCAAUUGUAAAGAUGAAUAAAUCCUGAAAAUCAAUUUUCUGUCAGUAUUACCCUUUUAUGCUGACCGUCUUUGUUUUAUAAGUCAUAAGUCAUUUUAUUAAUGUUCCAGUGGAAACUGGAAUAAUUCUAUUAUUAUGAUUAUUAUUAUUAUUAUUAUUAGUAUUAGUAUUAGUAUUAUUAAUAUCAUUAUUAUUGGCAUCAUCAUCAUGGAAAGCACUGGACAGCUGAAGAUAGACAGAACAGGGGAGGGAGAAAGAGUGUAGCAAAGGGCCACAGGUCAGAUUCUAACCCAUGGCCAUUGCAGCAGGGACUAAACCUUGGUACAUUAGGGUGGCUGUGGCUCAGA